This is a messenger RNA of Fundulus heteroclitus (mummichog), 2440 nucleotides long. It is a transcript of the gene oard1, whose product is annotated as O-acyl-ADP-ribose deacylase 1. Lineage: Eukaryota; Metazoa; Chordata; Actinopteri; Cyprinodontiformes; Fundulidae. The transcript is spliced from 5 exons. Gene Ontology annotation, biological process: peptidyl-glutamate ADP-deribosylation. Bases 287 to 817 code for a protein of 176 amino acids. The record is from RefSeq and is a predicted model, not a curated record.
UCCUCUCUCGCGAGAUUCUGCGACGUGUUUGUUUUCUGUUUCGAUUCUGCUGCUGAUACAGUGACAAGCUAAGAUUGUUUAGCCUUUAAAGACCGAACUGCUUCAAGCUUUUUUUUACUUUAAGGUCUUGAAGACGGCCAACAAAGUGUAGCCUUUCCGUCGGAAGCUCAUACAAAUUCAGCAAAUUCAGUUCAGCGUGGCUUUGCGUGUUUGUCUAGGCAGACGCGUUCAUAGGUUUUCACCACUGAAUCCUGUCAGCAAACAGGAUCUCAACGCAUUGCUGCUAAUGUCGUCUGAAAGUCGAGCACCGUCUUCCUCUCAUGGAAAACAGAUGGCAGAAGACAAGUGGAGACUGAAGCACGUAACCGGAGACCUGUUUUCCUGCCCGGUGGACGAAGCCCUGGCCCACUGCAUCAGCGAGGACUGCCGCAUGGGGGCAGGGAUAGCGGUGAUGUUUAGGAAGAAGUUCCGCGGGGUGGCGGACUUAAAGCAGCAAAAGAAGCUGCCAGGACAGUGUGCUGUCCUGAAACAGGAUGGGCGUUUCAUCUACUAUCUGAUCACGAAGAAAAAAGCCAGCCAGAAGCCCACGUAUGACAACCUGAGACGGAGUCUGGAAGACAUGAAGUCUCACUGCUUAGAGAAUGGUGUAAAGAAGAUAUCAAUGCCUCGUAUCGGGUGUGGCCUGGACCGACUUCAGUGGUCAAAUGUCUCAGAGAUCCUGAGACAGAUCUUCAAACACACGGACAUCUCCAUCACAGUGUACAGCCUGCCCCGGAAAAUAGAGACAACAGUGAUGGAGGAAAAUAUGCGUAGAUGAUUCAUGGUUGUGUUUUGUUAUUGGCAGUGUUCACUGUAUGCACUUUUCUGUGUAAUUCCCGCAGUAUGAAGCCAAGACUUUUUCUAGUUUUAAAGGCAGUUAUGUAAUGAGUAAAUUGCAAAUAAAUGUUUUUAUUUUACAAAUCAGUUUUACUUUAAAGAAGCUCCUCAAAGAUAUGAUACCAGAUACUUCAGCAAUAUGGUUAAUGGAAAACUACAAUUGUCGGUUUUCUGCUCUCAGCGUGACUUCUUCUUGAGUGAAUUUAGAUUUUAUCACCAAAUUAAGAUUUAAGAGACAUUUUAGCACACCACACUACUGGGUUUUAUAACACAACUCCAGUGAGGCACUUUUGAAGUGUUUCUAAUUUAUUUACAUAGAUUCUAAAAUAACCAUAAUUCUGUUUCUCAUUGAAUUACCAAUAGUCAUUCAAAGAAAACCCAACUCAAAAACAAGUGGUGUCUUGCUUAUUUAUUAGAAAUCUAAUAUCUUUGAUUAAUCAGUAUGGCAACCCUUGCUUACAGGUUUUGUGUAAACCACUGUUGGCAUAAAUGACAGUUUAUCAAGUAUGCAUGAGAAAUUCUCUGUGAAUCAAGCAUCAAUUCUCUUUGAGAUUCUUGUAUAUUCUAGCCAGAAAAACCCUUUUAAGUUCAGUAAGACUGAAAGGACUUUACGUUUCUGGGUUUACCUCUCUUAUGCUCCAUUAUACCAAAUACUAUGCAUAUCCAUUACUUUUGAGACCUCUGUUUUUAUAUCAGACAGUGCCUUCGUUUCUCAAAGUGCAACUAACCUAUUGCCAUAAAGGGAACAUGUUUUAGAGCCAUACCAUUUUUACACGUAGCUGUGUGGUUUCUAAUGUUUUGUUCAGCUCCUUUCAUACAAACAAGUGUAAAAAAAGUGCUUUUACAGAAGUCUAAAACAGAUCACUUGAAAUUAAGCCAAGUUAAAGUGAAAUAAAUAGUUGGAACAAUUAAAAUAUCUUUGCGGCUGAAGAAAUAAUGAAACGCUAACCGUGUGGUGAGGGGGGAAAAAAGGAAAUAAGUAUAAAAGUGAUAGUUCUAAACUCCUUAACAGUGAACUUGGUAAAAUUAUUAAAUAAAAUAUGAAUAAAUGAUAAUUUACCUUCACCUAAAAAAACAAAAGCAAGAUUAUAAUUUAAGGAUUUUGGCUUGCAUUAAGAAAAAUAUUAACGCUCGGCUGGCUCCACGACUUUAGAAAGGCUGAUCCAGAAGAUAGAAAAGGAUGUUGGCUCGCUGCAAGUUUUAGUUUUUCCCUCAGCUACAAACAGAAAGCCCUUUCUAGAAGAUCUAAAGGAUCUGAAGGGCUUGUCCAAAAAAAGCAAAUCUAAAAAACCGGUAGAACUAAGACCUAUGUUAGCUUUAAAAACAAAUAAAUCCAAACCCUAAAAUCAAUUACAAAGCAAAUGUGGAGACAGAUGUGUUAUGUAAGCUCACUUUGUGGUCCUUAUUGGAACUCUUGCAGCUGAUUUAUAAAGCAAAGGUCAUAGAAAGGCUGAUGUUGCUGAUUUAAAUGUUCUACAUUGAGGAAAAAGGGUUAAACUCUGGUAAUGUUUGUCAUGUAACACAAUCUAUUGUAACACUUAAUAAAGUACUGUAAUACAAAAUA